CAACUUUACCUGGGUGUACCACUGCUAUUUGAGUUUAGAAACAGAAGCUGUUGGCUAAAGAUUUUGAAACGCUUUGUAAGGUGAGACAGAUCCUACAGAAUGGGUGUCUUAAUGUUUAUGAAGUACAUGAUGUUUCUCUUCAACGUCCUUGUUUUUACAGGAGGAAUAUGCCUUUUAGGCAUUGGUAUAUGGAUUGUUGCUGAUCCAGAUGGAUUCCAGAGUAUCAUCACUUCUAAUCCUUUGUUGAGUGCUGCGGGGUAUAUUUUGCUCACUAUGGGUGCAGCACUUUCAUUGCUGGGAUUCUUGGGUUGUUAUGGAGCAAUUCGUGAGAACAGACCACUCUUGUUAAUGUUCUUCCUUCUGAUUUUACUCUUCUUCAUUGUGGAACUUGUUGGAGUUAUUCUUUCCCUGACCUAUCAGAAAUUGAUCAAGGAAGAAAAUUUUCUGAUGGAGUUGAAGAGGUUUUACAAAGGGGAUAAUUCUACCGAAGUCUUCAGUCAAUCUUGGAAUACUAUUAUGAUAGCACUGUCUUGUUGUGGUAUAACUGGACUAAGUGAUUUUGGUAACAGUUCCAAUUUCCAUGACAUGUAUCCUUUGACUCCUUGGCCUGAUGCAUGUUGCCGGCGUAAUGAUCCUGUUUUGUCUGGAGUCAUCUUGGACAGAGAACAGUGUAUGCAGAAUGAGCCCGGAUUCAUUAAUAAUCAGGGUUGCUUUGCAACAAUUGCCAGAAGUUUGAAAAAAUACAUAUCUUUAUCUGGAUCAAUUGGUUUUGGGGUCCUUGGAAUUCAGAUGUUCGCCAUGUUCUUUUCUCUGUGCCUUUAUUACAACUUUGAUUAACCGAUGGAGAAUGCAGAAG
Molecule: messenger RNA, 856 nt
Organism: Pelobates fuscus (common spadefoot toad)
Lineage: Eukaryota; Metazoa; Chordata; Amphibia; Anura; Pelobatidae
Product: tetraspanin-18-like
Exons: 8
Coding region: 100-837 (245 amino acids)
Cellular component (GO): plasma membrane
Source: RefSeq, a predicted model, not a curated record